Messenger RNA from Pteropus alecto (black flying fox), 5315 nucleotides. RefSeq names its product histone demethylase UTY-like. Gene Ontology annotation, cellular component: MLL3/4 complex. NCBI's taxonomy places the organism in Eukaryota, Metazoa, Chordata, Mammalia, Chiroptera, Pteropodidae. Gene Ontology annotation, molecular function: protein binding; RNA polymerase II cis-regulatory region sequence-specific DNA binding; chromatin DNA binding. Gene Ontology annotation, biological process: regulation of gene expression; heart development. The record is from RefSeq and is a predicted model, not a curated record.
ACGUCAAUUGGCGGCGCCGGAUGGUUGGGAGGGGGCGAGGCGUCACAGCGACUUGGGGUUCGCCCCGUCACGCAAUUACAACUUUGUGCUGGCGAAGUUUGCGAUUCUAAGACAUCGCCCUACUAUGGUCAGCCUCAGCCUUUCCUGGUCUCCACGUCUAUUCAAAAAUGUAAUCUGACAGCCGCGGUCCGCAACUCCUGCAUCUGCAGCUUUCGCUGCGCCUUGGGAUUGUUGUCGCCAUCGUUUGCAGUGAAAGAGCAGGAGUCGGUAAAGUUUGUGUGCAAGUAUCGCACGGCAACGGCCUUUUUUGAUCUUUCGAGUUGGGGUUCGUUGGUUUUGAUCUCUGGAGUUGGGGUUCGUUGGUUUAAAUUUGUUGCGUUUCCAUGGAAGCCUGUGGAGUGUCGCUCGCUCCCUCCACCGCUGCUUUCGGUGAUGAGAAAAAGAAAAUGGCGGCGGGAAAAGCUACAGGGGAGACCAAGCAGGGGCCCUUAAGCUUGACAGAGGAAGAGAGGGAGGCGCUGGACGGAAUGGACAGCCGUCUCUUUGGUUUCGUUAAGAUACAAGAAGAUGGCGCUAGCACGAAGACCUUAUUGGGCAAGGCUGUUUGCUGCUAUGAAUCUUUAAUCUUAAAAGCUGAAGGAAAAGUGGAGGCUGAUUUCUUUUGUCGAUUAGGUCACUUCAACCUCUUAUUGGAAGAUUAUCCAAAAGCAUUAUCUGCAUAUCAGAGGUACUACAGUUUACAGUCUGACUACUGGAAGAAUGCUGCCUUUUUGUAUGGCCUUGGUUUGGUUUACUUCUACUACAAUGCAUUUCACUGGGCAAUUAAAGCAUUUCAAGAGGUGCUUUAUGUUGACCCCAGCUUUUGUCGGGCCAAGGAAAUUCAUUUACGACUUGGGCUCAUGUUCAAAGUGAACACAGAUUAUGAAUCUAGUUUAAAGCAUUUUCAGUUAGCUUUGAUUGACUGUAAUCCCUGUACUCUGUCCAGUUUUGAAAUUCAGUUUCAUAUUGCCCACUUGUAUGAAACCCAGCGGAAAUAUCAUUCUGCAAAAGAAGCCUAUGAACAGCUUUUACAGACAGAAAACCUACCUGCACAACUAAAAGCAACAAUUUUACAACAGUUAGGAUGGAUGCAUCAUAAUGUGGACCUACUGGGAGACAAAGCUACCAAGGAAACAUACGCAAUUCAGUAUCUCCAAAAGUCAUUGGAAGCAGAUCCUAAUUCUGGCCAGUCUUGGUAUUUCCUUGGGAGGUGCUAUUCAAGUAUUGGGAAAGUUCAGGAUGCCUUUAUAUCUUACAGGCAGUCUAUUGAUAAAUCAGAAGCAAGUGCAGAUACAUGGUGUUCAAUAGGUGUGCUCUAUCAGCAGCAAAAUCAGCCUAUGGAUGCUUUGCAGGCCUAUAUUUGUGCUGUACAAUUGGACCAUGGGCAUGCAGCAGCCUGGGUGGACCUAGGCACUCUCUAUGAAUCCUGCAAUCAAACUCAGGAUGCCAUUAAAUGCUACUUAAAUGCAACUAGAAGCAAAAAUUGUAGUAAUACCUCUAUACUUGUAGGAAGAAUUAAGUUUUUACAGGCUUAUAAAGCUCAUCAUCCAAGUACUGAACUUGUAUUAGGCCUCAAUCAAACACCAAUUCCACAACAGUUCGUGCCAGUACACAUGAUUACUUCUAGCCAAAUAGAUGACCUGUCCAGUCCUGCCAAGAGGAAAAGAACAUCUAGUCCAACAAAGCACGUGGAACAGCUGCGUGCAAAUAAAGAUAACUUAAAUCCAGCACAGAAAUUGAUGCUGGAACAGUUGGAAAGUCAGUUUGUUUUAAUGAAACAAACGAAACAAACAGGACAAACUACUGGAAUUCUUAAUGGCCCACUAACUGACUCUUCACUGCCUACAAACUCUGUCUCCAGCCAGCAACUAUAUUCUGCCCUGCCCAGAGUUUCUAGUGUCUCUCAGCCUGAAGUUCACUCUGCUUAUUUUGAAAAGCUCUUGUCCAGUGGACCAUUUUCUGCAGGCUGUGCUCCUUGCAGCACACCAAAAACGCUAGGGAGUGCAGACACUAUUUUGGUAGGCAGUAAUUACAUAACAGGAAGUGGAAGUAAUGGAAAUGUGCCUUACCUGAAGCCAAACACAUUCACUCUACCUCAUAACUGCACAAACCUGACCAGCAGCGCAGAAGAGCCAUGGAGAAAACAGCUAUCUAACUCUGCUCAGGGGCUUCAGAAAGGUCAGAGUUCACAUUUGUCAGAACCUAAUGAUGAACAAUCUUUAUUUUCCACUGGGCCUGCCCAGUAUCUUCAGGCAGCUGUCACUGGUAUUCGGAAACAGACUGAAGUUCGAACUAUACCUAGCAAUUCAGUCACACAGGGAGAUGCUCUCAAUCACUUCUCCUCUCAUAUUGCUACCUCAGGUGGACAACAAGGCAUUACCUUUACCAAAGAGAGCAAAUCUUCAGGAAAUCGAUCUUUGGUGCCUGAAACAAACAGGCAUCCUGGAGACGUGCCUAAUGGCUGCACUGUCGUCGAGGAACUUUCAAAUCAUGUUCAGCAGCUGAUGGCAGAACCUAUUUGCAGUUCUAACCAUGGAGAUUGUGCAUCACCAAAUCUAUUAAUAUCAGACAAUCCUCAGAUCUCUGCCUUGUCGAUUGGAAAAGCAAACGACAAUGUGGGUACUGGAGCCUGUGACAAAGUCAAUAAUAUUCACCCAGAUGUUCAUACAAAGGCUAAUAAUUCUGUUGCCUCUUCACCCUCUUCAGUCAUUUCCACUUCAGCACCUUCUCCAAAAUCCACUGGACAGACAGCCACACACAGUGUUUCCAGCCUUAACAGUCCUCACAGUAGGUUACAUACAAUUAAUAGAGAAGGGCUAGAUAAUGUACAGAGCUCUAAAAAACCAGACAUGCCUAGAGUUAGCCACAAACCUGGUCCUCAGAUCAUACCAUCAGUGUCUGUGUCCAUAUAUUCAAGUUCCACAGAAGUUCUGAAGGCAUGCAGGAAUUUAGGUAAAAAUGGCUUGUCUGAUAGCUGCAUUUUAUUGGAUAAAUGUCCACCUCCAAGGCCACCAACUUCACCCUACCCUCCCUUGCCAAAGGACAAAUUGAAUCCACCUACACCAAGUAUUUAUUUGGAAAAUAAGCGUGAUGCUUUCUUUCCUCCAUUACAUCAAUUUUGUACAAAUCCCAAAAACCCUGUUACUGUUAUACGUGGCCUUGCUGGAGCUCUUAAGUUAGAUCUUGGACUUUUCUCUACCAAAACUUUGGUAGAAGCUAAUAAUGAACAUACAGUAGAAGUGAGGACACAGUUGUUGCAACCAGCUGAUGAAAACUGGGACCCCACUGGAACAAAGAAAAUCUGGCGCUGUGAAAGUAAUAGAUCACAUACGACCAUUGCUAAGUAUGCACAGUAUCAAGCCUCUUCCUUCCAGGAAUCAUUGAGAGAAGAAAGUGAGAAAAGAAUGCAACAUAAAGAAUAUUUAGAUAAUGAAUCCACAUCUUCAAAUUUUUCUGGAAAGAGAAGGAAAGGACCUUUUAAAAUCAUAAAAUUUGGAACCAACAUUGACCUCUCUGAUGAUAAAAAGUGGAAAUCGCAGCUACAUGAGCUGACUAAACUUCCUGCUUUUGUGCGUGUCGUAUUUGGUCAUACAAUACUGGGCAUGAAUACUGUUCAGCUCUACAUGAAAGUUCCAGGGAGUCGAACACCAGGUCACCAAGAAAAUAACAACUUCUGUUCUGUGAACAUAAAUAUUGGUCCAGGUGAUUGUGAAUGGUUUGUCGUUCCUGAAGAUUAUUGGGGUGUUCUGAAUGACUUUUGUGAAAAAAAUAAUUUGAAUUUUCUGAUGAGUUCUUGGUGGCCCAACCUUGAAGAUCUUUAUGAAGCAAAUGUUCCUGUAUAUAGGUUUAUUCAAAGACCUGGAGAUUUAGUCUGGAUAAAUGCAGGGACUGUACAUUGGGUUCAGGCUAUUGGCUGGUGCAACAAUAUUGCUUGGAAUGUUGGUCCACUUACAGCUUGCCAAUAUAAAUUAGCAGUGGAACGGUACGAAUGGAACAGAUUGCAAAGUGUGAAAUCAGCAGUACCCAUGGUUCAUCUUUCUUGGAAUAUGGCACGGAAUAUCAAAGUCUCUGAUCCCAAACUUUUUGAAAUGAUUAAGUAUUGUCUUCUGAAAGUUCUAAAUCAGUGUCAGACAUUGAGGGAAGCUCUUAUUACAGCAGGAAAAGAGGUUAUAUGGCAUGGGAGGACAAAUGAAGAACCAGCACAUUACUGUAGCAUUUGUGAGGUGGAGGUUUUUGAUCUGCUUUUUGUUACUAAUGAAAGCAAUUCUCAAAAGACCUACAUAGUACAUUGCCAAGACUGUGCACAAAAAACAAAUGGAAAUUUGGAUAAUUUUGUGGUGCUAGAACAGUACAAAAUGGAGGACCUGAUGCACAUCUAUGACCAGUUUAUAUUAGUAAGUGAAAUCAACAUGCUCCUUCAUUGUCAUCGUCCUCUUCCUGAUAUUGUCCAUGAAUAUUAAAUGACACCUUUUCUGCUCUUCAAGAAAGUUUUGCACCACUUUUUUGUAGCUGUUCAUAAGACUGCUGACUUAAAAACUGUAUCUAUGCAAACUUCCAAAAAUAGAGUGUCAGUCAACCAACUGGACGUAGGAGAGCACUGCUUCUACUCCACAACUGUCACAAGCAGAUCCAGCUGUACCUAAUAAUAAUAAAUACAUGUUUCUGUUUCAUGAUAUCUGAGAGAACUGGCAAUGUUCAACACACUACUCACUGACUUGAAUACAACUUUUUUUGUUUCUUUAUUUCUGGACUAAUAAAUUAGUUUUCAUCUAUAUUUUACCCUUUUAGAAUUUUACUGGGGGAAAAAUACUGUCCUAGAUAUUUAUUUGUUUGGUAAGAUAGUUAAUAAUGUUUAAAUGUUUCAUCAGCUUUUUUUAUGUGAAAAAUUAGAUGAGAUAGUUUAUUACAGAUUUAGAUUUUUCUGUAUUGUUUUGAGACCACAAUAGUUAUACUUUUGGUUCCAAAUGAAACUUAAAACUUUAAUAGUCUAAUAGCCAAGACACAAAGAUAAUGGAUUACACAUAGGGUAAGGAAUAAAGUUCAGAUUUGUGAUUUUUGUUUUAAAUCUUGAUACAGAUUUAUGCUAUUUAUGUAUACAUAUUUAUUGCUUGAAAAUAUUUGUGAAUGGAAUGUUGUUUAUUUUUUUCAAGAUUUACCUGCUAUUAAAUAUUAAGGAGUUCUGUCAUUUUAAACACUACUCCUUUUACAUUUUCUAUGUAUAAAUAAAACUACUUAGCAUUGUACAGAAAUUUUAUUAAAAUUGUUUAAUGUUUAAA